AUGGAGUACUCAUCAUCUUCAGUUUCUGGCUGCUUCCUGAGUGCUCAUAAGCAUGUAAGAGUGAAGAACUCGUUGGGUGCAGGAAACAUAUUGCAUUUGCGGUGUCGAUCAAAGGACGAUAAUUUCAGAGAGAAGACACUUAAUUACAAUCAGGAAUUCACAUGGGACUUCUGUGAUUCUGUUUUUACAGCUAACACUCUCUACUAUUGUGAUUUCCAGUAUGAGAGGAAGGCGACUCAUGCAGACGUUUAUUAUGCAGCAAGAGAUAGUUGUAGGGACUGCAUGGCUCUUGUAAAACCUGAUGGAGUUCACGUUGUAGACAAAUAUAAUACCAAGGACGACAAACUGGUUUCAAGAUGGCAUUGA
Molecule: messenger RNA, 366 nt
Organism: Macadamia integrifolia
Lineage: Eukaryota; Viridiplantae; Streptophyta; Magnoliopsida; Proteales; Proteaceae
Product: S-protein homolog 29-like
Exons: 1
Coding region: 1-366 (121 amino acids)
Source: RefSeq, a predicted model, not a curated record